AUGCCUCGAAGCGGCUACGACAUGGGCAACCACUCGAGCGAGAGCGGCAAGCGCAGCGCCGGGCCUGCGCCGUCGUCGAGCUCCCAGAAGCACAAGCAGUCGAGCGGUGGGAAAAACGGUGGCAAGAGCGACGGCUCCAGGUCCAAGGGCCAUGGUAUCACUUUGGCCGGCGGUGGACCAAGACGGCCUUACUGCUACUUCCUCUUGAUGGACAAUGUUUGA
Pyricularia pennisetigena is the source of this 222-nucleotide messenger RNA. RefSeq lists its product as uncharacterized. Bases 1 to 222 code for a protein of 73 amino acids. The record is from RefSeq and is a predicted model, not a curated record. Lineage: Eukaryota; Fungi; Ascomycota; Sordariomycetes; Magnaporthales; Pyriculariaceae. The transcript has 2 exons.